Messenger RNA from Colletotrichum spaethianum, 2799 nucleotides. Its product is annotated as E3 ubiquitin-protein ligase RNF216. The transcript has 4 exons. The coding region runs from base 1 to 2799 and encodes 932 amino acids. Lineage: Eukaryota; Fungi; Ascomycota; Sordariomycetes; Glomerellales; Glomerellaceae. The record is from RefSeq and is a predicted model, not a curated record.
AUGGCAGAGUUCGCCGAUGAGACCAAGAGCGCUUGUGCGGCCACAGUUCUCAGCGUAUUCCCGGAAAUUUGCCCUGAUUUCCUUGAAGAGACGGCGGCAAAGUUUCAGUACAAUGCGGACCAGGCAAUCGACGACAUCCUGAGCCUCACCGAGAAAGGCCAACCAUACCCGAAGAGAUCUUACUUCAAGAAUCUCAAGCGAAAGCGGGAGGGGUCAGAGGAUCCAGAUGAAGAGGCCAACAUUCGUCGUACUUACGACCACCCUAACCGGGUAAAGGAGUCGAACCCACAGUAUAUAGCCAUGGCGAAAAAAGUGCUGAAGCAAGAAUUUCCACGUGCCACUAUGAGUGGCAUUCUCAAAGUCUUUGCCAGCAAGAGCAACCAGUUGCUGACAGCACACAUUGCUAUUGAUAUAGCUGUUGUGAACCUGCAAAAUGGUUCGCAUGAGAACAUUCCGGACGGCUUCUCGCUCAAAAAGGCCCGAACGCCAAUGGACCCCGAGUAUAUGGAGAAUCGACUGGACAGCACCAUCGAAAUCACGGACAACCCAAACGAAAAAAGAGCUCUGCAGGAACUGCGGGCUGCUCGGAAGUUGCAGCUCAAGCGCAUCAAUGAAACAAUGCAGGCCGCCAGGGAACUUCACAACUUUGAUUCAGCUAAGGCGAAUGGUACUGUCGUAGAAUGUGGGUGUUGUUUCGACGAGUUCGCUCUGAACCGCAUGGUCAGCUGCGAGGGCCCAGAGAUUUUUCAUAAUGCUGAGAAUGCCGUUGGUCAAUCAAAGUAUGAGCUGGUCUGCAUGUCAAUGGAUCAAUGCAAGGCUAGCUUUUCCCACAGCCAGCGUCGGAUAUUCCUCACCGAUCAGCUUGUAGCCGCCUUGGAUCGCAUCGAGAACGAGGCUGUCCUCCGAAUGGCAGGCAUCGAGAACCUGGAGAGAUGCCCCUUUUGCCCCUACGCUGCUGAGUACCCGCCGGUCGAGACUAACCGAGAGUUCCGGUGUGACAACCCAGAUUGCCAAAAGGUCAGCUGUCGCCUCUGCAAGGAAGAAACGCAUAUCCCAAAGACGUGCGAGGAGGUCGCACGCGACAAUGGUAUUGGAGCUCGGCAUGAAAUCGAGGAAGCUAUGUCUGCAGCACUGAUUCGCAAGUGCAACAAAUGCAACACGCCUUUCAUCAAAGAAAUGGGAUGCAACAAGAUGACCUGCACCGCUGCCAACUGUAGGAACAUUCAGUGCUAUGUCUGCUCCAAAUCGUGCGACUACAGUCACUUCAACGAUGUGAACAGAGGCGGAAAGCAGGGCAACUGUCCUCUCUUUGACAACGUGGAUGCACGCCAUAACGCUGAAGUGCAGGCUGCAGAAGAAAAGGCUCGCCAGAAGGUCUUGGAGAGCAAUCGUCUGGUGGACAAAGACCUACUCAGGUUCGACAUGCCAGGAAACAAGCCUAGCCAACCCAACAACCCAGUCCCAGACCCCAGACCGGCAGGCCGCCAGCGCGGACGACAGAUGCCACCGAGGCUUGUCCAAGCUCCUCUUGUGCCAGCAGCUCAGCCACGAGCUGCUAGCCAGCCAGUCGUUGCACGCAAUGCUUUUGGUCAUCAAAUCCCACAGGGAAAUAUUGGAGAGUUUCAAGGUCAUCCAUACUACAUCCCCCCGGGACGCCAACAGGAUGGUGCUCAGAUUCAUCCUCUGUUACCGCAGUAUUAUCCGGUCCCCAUGCACGUCGAGAACCUGAAUGGGUUUCCGGCAUGGCCACCUGAAGACCCUAAUUACGCCUACGGAGGUUUCCAACCACCUCCCGUGAUGGCAGACGUACAGCAUCAUUUCCCUGUUCCACAAUACCAGCCCCAACCUCAACAGCCGCAACCACCAGCGCCUGGACACUCGCAACGGCUUCAACCUAUGCGGGAUGCUGUGAACUGGCAAGGUGAGCCCGAUCCCAUCUGGCUGGCGAACAUGAACCAGCCCUAUCUAAUGGGACUGGGAGCACCGGCUGGACCAGGCCAUGGGGCCGGACCUGAGCCUGCACCGGCGCCGAGGAGACUGAAAAGGCAGAAGCGUCGCAACAAGAGCGCACGGCAGCCUCCGAAACCCCUGCCAAUACAUCAAAAUGAUCGACAGCCAGAGCAGAUGCAAACAGUCCGACAGGCGCAGCAACAUGGUAGGAAUAUGGAAGAGCAACAAGCGCCUAGGCUUGAGGCUCAAUCUCUAAGCGCUGCCGCCCUGAAUCCCGAUAAGCAGGACGCGCAGCGAGCUCGUAAUCCUGUAGCAAAGGAGCAAACUCAGCAAGCUCAGCAGCAGGCACAGCAAGAAGCAGAGCGAGAAGCAGAGCUAGAACACCUAGAGCAGCAAGAGCGAGAGCGAAUACUGCUGGCCUUGGGAGUUCAGCCAGUACACGACCAAGCCCAGCAAGCCCAACUUCAACCCGCCGGCGUUGAACUGCCUGGCGACCACGAUUUGUACACUCAAUGGAGACGGAGCAUGGUGGUUCCUAAGCGCGAGGAACACCGUCGUGCUAUACAAGCCGAGUUCGCCGGAGGAGACGUCGGUGCUAUGGGCGUCAGAGAGCAAGGCAUUCGAGGAAUGGUACCUAUGGAACAUGCCCCGCUCCAGAUCAACAACGUCAACCCCAACCUGCUGGUGCAGCCGCCAGCUCCGGAUCGUCCAAACUGGCUGAUGCCACCCGCCCAACAGGAAAGGGCCCCUCAAGAACCGUUGGUCCGGAUGACUGCUCUGCGACGAAGAGCGCGACAAAGAGCGGCAGCCGCCGGAAGAACCAAGGACGAGCCUCUGGAGUUGGAGUAA